Messenger RNA from Paramecium pentaurelia, 1429 nucleotides. NCBI's taxonomy places the organism in Eukaryota, Ciliophora, Oligohymenophorea, Peniculida, Parameciidae. The record is from the annotation of a GenBank genome assembly.
AUGAUUUGGCUAGUAGAAUUGCAAAUGAAGAAGUAUUAUUUAAGUUAUCUAAAAUAGCCUUAAAUUUUCUCUGAUUCAUCCAAUCUCUAUGCUUAUCAUAUAUUUAUUUUCCAAUAACAAUUUAAUUAGGUUGAAGAAUUGUGAAAAGGAAUGUAAUGGCAGUUCAAAUAAAGAUUUAACCUAAUUACAAAAUAAUUUAGUAUUUAUUAUUAUAAUUUUUAAAAGAAUGCUCUUGAUCAAAAUUAGAUUGUCCAUUUAAAAAAAAAGUCAAUCAAGAAAACUCAAGUUGAAAUUAUUAAAGAAGAAAAUAAAUUAAAUUAAUGUAUCAAUGCUAUUAUUAAUGUUUAAAUGGAAGAAAUAUAAAAAAAACUUGCAUUUUUUGAGGAAUAUGAAAAAAUUGUAUUAAAUGAAAAAAACUUGGUAGAAUUAUAAUAAGUAAUUUAUUUUUAUAUAUAUAUAUAUAUAGAAAUAAACACUUGCUGAGAGAUUAAUAGUUGUAUAAUAAAAAUUAUAAAUGUAUAAUGAAGAAAACAAUUAAUAAUAUAUAUUUUAUUAAAUAAUUAUUAUGUAAUAACAACAACAAUAGAAUCCAACUUAUGAAAAGAAACUCAAUAGAACUGGUAAACCAAAGGGGAUGAAUACUUAAAAACCAUUGGACAAAACAAAUGCAUGGAGUUCAGAUUAAUAAAGUACUUAAGCAAUUUAAGCGCUUUCUCGUUUGGGAAGAUUUAUUUGUUUUUAGCAAACUGGGAAAAAAAAGAUAGCAAUUGAUUAGAAUGAUUAAAAUAAAGCUACAGUUGAUUAAAAUGAUUAAAAUAAGACUAUAGUUGAUUAGAAUUAAUAAUCUAAGCCAAAACAAAAGCAACCAUUAGAUGCUCCUGGAAUAUUUUUAAAUUCUUCUAAGAUAUAGAUUGUUAAACUCAUAGGUGAAUAUUGCCAAAUUGUUGAAAAAUCUAAUAAAAAUUGUAUUGUCUUCUUUUUUAGAUCUUCACAUCCUGAAUUUGAAAUAAUAAAUGGUGUUCCAUAACUUAUAAAUAACUUUGAUAAAUAUGGCAUUUAUCCUGCCUUAAAGAAAUUAGCACCAAUGUUAAAAUAAAAGUUUCUUGAUGAAUAUUUUACAUAUCUAUAAUUUCAACAUGGAUAAUUGUAAUAUAUUAAAGAAAUAUAAGUAUUGUAUGAUGAUUUUCAUAACAAAACUUUAAAAAGUGCUGAAACCCUUUUAUAAUGUCUUUUUACAAAAUAUUUAAUUAAAUACUAUGAGGAUUUAGAUUUGCUUACCAAAAAAAAUUUUGAAGAGAGAGUAUAAAAUAUUUAUGAAAAAUUCUAUAAUGAACAUUAAACCAAAUAAGAUUAUGAAGCAUGUAUUAAUGAAUUACUAGCUUGCAUGUAAGUAGAGGAAGAAUUUGAUUAAUAAUACACCUGUGAUUGA